CACAGCGAAACACGCACGCUCACGUACAGCCUCUGCCGCGCGCUCACACACUGGAUCGGCUGCUCUGCUGCUCUCCUGCCUCCCCCCACACUCACACAUACACACACUCACACAUACAUACACACACGCGCGCACACACACACACCCCUUUCAUAAGGUGCUGGCAGCAGCAGCGUUAGCAGAAGCGACGAUAGCAGCAUCGAAAGAGAGGAGGGAGCCUCGGAGACAAGAUGUAGUCGCGUGAAUGAACGUGUACCCUCGCAGCGCUGUCCUCCUUUGCCGUGGAUUUACCGUGGAACAAAAGAGGAGGACCGUUAUUCUGCAUCUGCAAUUGCCAUUUUUCUACCUUCCCCUCCAUCGCGCCUUUUCUGCCCUCCCCUCGCGCGUGGCGUCGUUUUCGACGGAGGCUAGUGGCAGAGCUGGGGAGGAGGGAGGCUGACAAGGGCUCGUCCGCAGACUGAGAUCACUAAAGCUUCGAGGUCACCUCAGAGGCCAUUCUGCUCUUUCUUCUAUUUUCCCUCUCCCCUUUUCUUCUCGUUCGCAGGCGGGCCUUUUGUUUUCAGCUGACUUGUCCGAGGGGGUUGCCGCCGCCGCCGUGCUGAAUUGGGCUAUUGUUGGACAGGCAGGCCUCUCUCUCUCUCUCCCUCUGUAUCUAUCUCUAUCUAUCUCCAUCUCUCCCUCCAAAAUACUCUCCUUCCUUUAUGUUCCUUUCCUCCUCCUCUGGCUGCCACUUGUCACUCUCCAUCCUUUCAUUGUGAUGCACCUUGCUUAAACUCGUACGCGUAUUCAUCCAUACGCACGCGUCGCCUCCCCCCACCAGCACCCUGCUUUUUCUCAUCCCCGCAGUGCCUCAGAGUUAGCGACGCAAUGUGCCCUUCGUGGCACGUGAAUCCGGAUGUUUGCCAGGGGGUCGGCGGGAUUCGUUCCAGCCAAGGGUGAUGCCUCGGAGGACAGCCCAGCCCAGCGCUCCCACGCCCACCUCCAGCCAGCCCGCCUGUCACUGAGCACGCCCGCCUGCGCCACCACGUGUCAUCCCGAGUUUGUGUGUGUAUGUGUGCAUGCGCGCGUAUGUGUGUAUAUGUGCACGCAUGUGUGCAUGUGCGAGAGCACCCUUACCAUGACUCUGGCCUGAUCCCUGGACUGGGGUGUCCCCUGCAAAUGUGGGGGAGGGACUGAACCUCAGGUCGCUCCCCACCCCCUCCCUCCCCUUACCCCCUUCCCUCUUUCCCCUUUCCCCCCCUUCCACGGGUAACCUGCCCAGCAUGAAGAAGACCCGCAGCACCAACCUCAGGCGGGCCUGGCCCAGCUCGGAUAUAUCGGAGCGGGCCUUGGAGCGCAUCCGCUCUCGUAGUGAGAAGGACUACCACCUCCAUAAGCACUUUCCACCGCCCCCUCCUUCAGCCCACAUCUCCCCUUCUCCGCGGGGCUACAUAACACCAGGUGAUGUAUCUCCUAUCAGUAUGUCACCCAUCAGUCAGUCUCAGUUCAUCCCACUGGGAGAGAUUUUGUGCCUGGCCAUCUCAGCCAUGAACUCUGCCCGCAAGCCUGUCACACAAGAUGCACUGAUGGAGCACCUUUCCACCUGCUUUCCAGGUGUACCCACUCCGAGUCCAGAGAUCCUGCGCCACACACUGAACAUGUUGGUACGGGAGAGGAAGAUCUACCCCACGCCAGAAGGUUACUUUAUUGUUACUCCUCAGACCUACUUCAUCACCCCCUCCCUCAUCCGCACCAACAGCAAGUGGUACCACCUUGACGAGCGGCAUCCAGAUCGACAGCAACAACAACAACAACUUCAGCCACAGCAGCAGCAACAACAGCCACCACCACCACAACAGCAAUGUACAUCACCACAAUCUGGAACCAUCACUCCCUCCACUUCUGGAUGUGUGCGAGAAAGACCUAAUCCUAAGAAUCACAGUGAGUCCUAUAAUGCAUAUCGCGAUGAGCUGACCAACCUUCAUACAUCCACAAUUCAAAGGAAGUCCCCAAAAGAACCCAAAGGAGAUCCCCCUUCAUACCCUCAACCCCCACCCCCUCCACCUGCCAUUCAGCACCCUCCUGAUCCCACAGACAAGAGCAAAAGCAUGACCGCCACCUUUUCUUACAAGACAGACACACUGACCAAGAAAAAAGAGGGCAGUGGUGGGGGGAGCUGUGAGAGGCAGUCUAAGAAGUUUGGGCUGAAGCUGUUCCGCUUGAGCUUCAAGAAGGACAAGACCAAACAACUGGCCACCUUUUCAGCACAGUUCCCUCCAGAGGAGUGGCCCCUGAGGGAUGAGGACACGCCAUCGGCCACAGCUAUACCCCGUGAGGUGGAAAUGGAGAUCAUCCGCCGAAUCAACCCGGACCUGACUGUGGAAAAUGUGGCUCGUCAUACAGCCGUCAUGAAGCGGCUGGAGGAGGAACGUGCUCAGCGCUGUAAGGCCAACUCAUCUGCACAGCACAGUGCCCGAAGUCGGCGCAGUCGAGGCCACCGGCGCGUGCCACAUGGAAAGUCGCGUUCGCACAGCAAGACACGGGCUUCUAGAGGAGACCCCUCUGAAGGCUCAAAUCUUGACCUGCAAGCAGUAAGUCUGGAAAGGGACUACCGUUUCUUUAGCCACUCACUGGUACGCUCACCAAGAGAGGGAAUGUACACGGUGGAACGCAGGAGUGGUGGUGCCUAUCUUGUCCACAGCAACCCCAAUAUUGCUGAGUCGCACUUUCCUGUUACCCCAGAGUGGGAUGUAUCGGGGGAACUUGCAAAGAGGCGGACAGAGAUGCCUUUCCCCGAGCCUUCACGUGGGACAUCACAUUCAAAAGUGCACCGUAGCCACAGUCACACGCAGGACCGCAAGUCACGCAACGAGCGGUCUGAUAAAGCUAAAGAGCGAUCGCGUUCUAUGGACAACUCCAAGGGACCACUGGGAGGUGGGAGCUCUACACUUGGCACAGUUGAAGAUUAUGACCGCAGUCCGGAUGACAGAAGCCGCUAUUAUACUGAUGAUGGGACGCUGAGGGCCUCCUCUCAAAAGGCUCCGCACUACUCGUGCAUCAUGUUCUCUGCGGCAAAGUUCAGCUCUGAAAUGUCUGUACCUGAUAUGGGCAAAUUGAGUCUGGAUGAAUCAAGACUUUGCAGUCCUCUUGAAAGGAAUAAGAGCAGGGACAGCUUGCCAGCCUACAGUGACCUGAAGGCCCUGUCGCCAAAGCCUUUGGCCGAUGACUACUUCCAGUGCAAUACAUCGAAUGAAACAAUCCUUACUGCCCCACUGCCUCUGGGCAAAUCUGACCAUGACACUUUAACCCCAUCUGACGGAAUCCGCAAGGGCUCUCCAGCUGACCGGCAGACACCGCACCUCACCUCGCCUCACUCCUUGGAGUACAAGGAGGACUCCUCUACCAAGGGCCACAAUGGUUCUGGCAAACCCACACCAAGCCAGACCCCUGAGCCUAUGCCCAAUGGACGAUUGUUACAGCACCAACACAACACUGAUCCAGGGGGUGGGGGAGGUGGUGCUAGCACUGGUGGCGGGGUGGACAAGAGGAAAGAGAUUUUCAGUAAGGACACUUUGUUCAAACCGCCACAUAAUAUUUUGACUGUGAGCUAUGUGGACAGCGGCUACUCAAAGUCAGGCACUUUGCGUAAGACUCCUCACAUGAAAUCAUCCGAGGUCCUUGACACUCUGGAGACACAACAGCCACCUAACUCCACCCCUUUGUCUGCUUCUGCUCCAGCACCUACAGGCUCAGAACAAGGUGCCCCCUCAACAUCUGAGGCUGCUUUUGACUAUUACAACGUGUCUGAUGAUGAUGAUGAGGAGGAGGAGGUGGAAGAAGCCCCCCAUAAAGAGGCAGCUCCAACAGAGACAAAGGGACGGUCAGGGGCUGGAGAGAGUGGCGGAGGAGUAGGGACCAUGCAGUGGUUGCUAGAACGGGAGAAAGAGCGUGAUCUACAGCGGAAGUUUGAGAACAACUUGACUCUGCUUAGCCCUAAGGAAAGCGAGAACAAUAACAGCCAGAAGUCGGCUCACUCAGCACGGCUGGACAGCAUGGACAGCAGUAGUGUGACUGUAGACAGUGGGUUUAACUCCCCUCGCACACGGGAAAGCUUGGCAUCCAACACCUCGAGCAUCGUGGAGAGUAACCGGCGACAGAAUCCGGCCCUAAGUCCAGGCCACAUGGGUACCACCAGCAUCGGCCCCCCAUUCAGCUUCCGCGCAAUCCCAGAGCCCCCUACAACGCAACCUGAGAAACUGCAGAAAUCCCCCAACUGCCUUGCCUCCAUCACCAGCGUCUGACAUGGGCCCACCUGGGGUGACGUAGGGUCAGGGUGAUCUGCAAUCUUGGGGUGCCACAGUGCAGGAGGUUGGGUGACUCCCUCCAUCAAGCACCUCGACUAUAUGGGGACUGUUAAACCCACAGGCAUGACUUCCAGAGACUGUUCCUACAGCAUAAAAGGUCACUGCAAAAAAGAACAGAAAAGGGGGAAAAUCAUAAGGAAAUUUCUCAUCAUAGGAUUUACCUUAACAAGCAAUUAAUCAGGAAAUUCUCCAGUUGGAAUCAAUCAUUAUUUUCAAAAUAGUAACUGGUAAUUUAACAUUGCUUUAUUUUUAUUGCUUUAUGUCCGUCACAGAUUAGAGAUCAUCCUGCCGUUGGAUUACGUUUUGCACGCAUUAAGAAAUGGAUGCCGAUGUGCAGGUCUGAGGUAUUAACGAUGAAGAUUUGUGAUAUUGGUAUACAGUGCAAGUUUAAAAAAUGAGGCGUCAUUUAAUUCAUGGUUCAUAAAGUUGUAUAAUAUUCCGAAAAAAUAAACCCAUUCAUCAUAAUGCUAUUAGCAACAUUGAUAAAACAAUAAGAAUCACAUGCGUACAUGCUUAUUACAAACAACACAUAGAUGAAUUAGUGGAAAAAAUGAUCUCGUUCUAAAAGGAUUUAUUUAGGACAAAGGACUAUUGAUUUUUUUUUUAAACCCAAACUUGUGCAUACAAGUACUUUGUAUGCAACUUUACAUUACCUAAUGGAUUUACCUGGUUCAUAAAAGUUUAUAUCCAUAUUUAAUCUCAGGUCAUAAAUAGUUACUCUCCUAAGAAGAAGUUAAAACAUUUGUCUGGAAUCAUGUUUCUCUGGAUCAUUUCACCAAACCUUUGUUUCUUUAGGAAUAAAACAAUGUAUCUGAUUUUAAUUAUGUCACAAUUUUGCUAUUAGUUUCAUUUAUUGUGAUUUUUCCUUUUAGAAAUGAAAUACAAAUGUGAACCAGACACCUAAUCUCAUGAACCAGAACACAUUGUUGGUUUGGAAACAUGCUUGUCUUCUGUGUAGCUCAAUGUCUUGCUGUGUAAAAGAAGGAGGAUGUUGGAAAUCGCAGUGACAGGAACACAGGUGUUGUGUCUAUAACAUCCAUAGCUCCAUGGAAAGGUCAUGCCAUUCUCUUCCUUUGGGCCAGUGGGAUUCAAAGACUCUGCCCUUUUGCUGCUCCGAUAAAACCUUUAUUUUCGCAUAUUUUCCUACUUGAGUUCAAUCCAAACCACAGUGAUUCUUAUUUUUAGGUUCGUUUAUUUUUUUUUGUUCCUGACCUGUGUAAAAACUACAGUCCAUAUUCUUCAUGCUUUUAUUAAAUGUUUGUUUUGGUUGGAUCUGAUUAAGUUAUGUAAGAAUAAUUUGCUCCACUAUUAUUCAAUGUCAGAGCUGGAUUACGUACCAUUUUGAUCCAUGAGCGACGGCCCAUUUUCCAAGAUUGAAUUAAACAUUAAAAUACUUGAUUUGAACAUUUGGACUAUGGCUUUAACUGUUUGGCAUGACAUGUCAAGAGCGCACCGGAUCUCGUCUCUUCUGGCGGUGAGGAUCGGGAAAGAGAGCAGAGCUCAUGUCACAUCCAUUGGUGCUAUUAUGUGGUGAUUCUCCCUUUUUUUUACGUUCUGUUUGUUUUGUAUGCUUCAUUGCUUUCUGAUGAUCCUCAAGUGGGACUUCUUGUUGUAUUUGAGUCACUCUGAAUAUUAUCCACACAUACACAUGCACACGUCUGCAAUCAGCCAUGCAAACAACCCCACAUACAUGCACAUAACUAGCUACCUCCACCACCUGUGUAACAACAAGGUAGGGAUGUGUACAGAUUUGGAUUCUUUGCCUGUGGAACACAGCGCUGACACAGCCUCUUCUCUGUGAAUGUUGACAAGGAGCGGCGGACAUUGUAACUAAGAGGACUUAUUCGAAAUAAUCAGUAUUAAGUGCUGUAGUUUAAACUCAAUUUUUCUCAGUUUUCGACAGAAGUGUCUUUUACUUAUUUGCAAGUUUAAAUGUAUAAAUCUGUCAAGCAUUAACGAAACAUUUAAAUUUUGAUUUUUAUCCCUUCAGCCAUUUUCAGUUCUUUUAAGGUUUAUCUACUUUAAGCCCAGUGAACAAUUCUCAAAUUCUAGUUUAUUGACAAUGCAACUAGACAGAGGCAAGGGUCGCAUUCACAUCCUUCUGCAUAUUCCAGAUAAUAUGAGCUAUAAUAAGCACCUCAACAUACACAAUAUUCCCAAUUAAAUCACAUUGGCUUAAUGUUAGGCUUACUCUAAGCCCAAAUCGAAAAGAGUUUACUUGCAGUGUGAACCUGCUUUUUGGCAAUACUGAUUUGCAAUAGUAUUGUUUUCAGUUUCCCACCUAAAUUGAUGAGGUCUGUGGUUAGGAUGAAUAUGAAAGAUAAGAGCCUCAUAUAUUUAAUGGUAAUUAUAUAUUAUUGCUAGACAUCAUAGAAAUACAUCUGAGCAAGCACCUCAUAACAUCUAUAAAUAGAUCUAUUAAUGUAUAAUUUCGCAAGAGCUUUACUUAAAACACUUUAUAAUCACUUAUUUCAGUUUACUGUACCCAGUCUAACUUGAAUCAGUAGUAAAACUGUCAGAAGAUGCAUUUUGGUUUUCUGUCACAUAUUUAGUUUUAAUUUCAACCCCCCCCCCCCCCUUCACCAUCUGAUAAUCAUAUUUCUCUUUUGUUUCUCGCUUUAGUUUUUGAUAGACAAAAGGGAGUAAUGCAGCCAAGACUGCCUUGUAAAAAACAUGUUUGCACUGAAAUGCCUGGCCUCUGGUUGCUGUUAAGUUCAUCCAAGACGGAUGCUUUGUUUAUAUUGUAAAAUAUUUCAUAUGAAAUAAAAAUGACCAUGAAAUGUCUUCCCUAAACAUUAUGGAUUUUAGAACCACGUCAGACAACAUUGUUUCUAAAUGGUGACAGUGUACAGUAUCAUACUGUAAAUGAAAUCAAUCUGCCAUGCUUAGUAUAACUUCAAAAGAAAACUGAAAGAUAUGAGGGAUCUUUUUGUAAUGUCUAUAAUAUUUGAAAAGAAGUCCCUAUUUGUGUAGUAAUGGUGUUUCAUCGUUGUGGUAGUGUAUGUGAUAAACCCAGUUGGGAGAUUGUGUUACUUUUUAAGACAAUAAAAUAACAUGUUUGGUUA
Messenger RNA from Misgurnus anguillicaudatus (oriental weatherfish), 7408 nucleotides. RefSeq names its product storkhead box 2a (gene stox2a). Lineage: Eukaryota; Metazoa; Chordata; Actinopteri; Cypriniformes; Cobitidae. Gene Ontology annotation, biological process: regulation of transcription by RNA polymerase II. Gene Ontology annotation, cellular component: nucleus; cytoplasm. The record is from RefSeq and is a predicted model, not a curated record. Gene Ontology annotation, molecular function: RNA polymerase II transcription regulatory region sequence-specific DNA binding.